AAAUUGAACAUUGUAAGCAAAAUAAAAAGUAGCGAAGGUUGGUUUGGUUCCACAUAACCGAACAAAAUGGAGGGGAAGUGAGAGUGACUCAUAGAAAAAAAUACAGUACCAAAAAACAUCCAUGUGUUUGGCUGAGAUUUGAGAGAUCCAACACCAGAAUAACUUGAAAGAAAGAAAAAGACAGAUGGAUGCCCAAACAUAAAAUAAAGAUUCAAGGCCACGAUCACACUCAAACUCUCAUUACCUCAUUGACGGAUUGAUAUGAACUCAGGUUUUCGAACCUGAUUUCGUUUCUCUCCUUUCUUGUUUAUUUAUUUGAGACGAGGAACAGCUGAACGAGUACCAGAUGGGUUGUACAUUCUCUGGUUUGAACGCUCUCUACGAUGCCGUUAACGGGGGAGGUGACGUGUGGAUCAAUGAGACUCGGUUCAAGAUCGUGAGGCAGCUCGGGGAAGGUGGGUUCGCCUAUGUGUUUUUAGUCAAGGAGGUGGUCUCUGACUCCUCUGCCUCUGGUGGUGGUGGUGGUCUCGCUAAGAAAUUCAAGGACCCCUCUCAUGUAUCAGAUGAUGGAACUUAUGCUAUGAAAAAAGUUCUCAUUCAGAAUAGUGAGCAGUUGGAGUUGGUGAAGGAGGAGAUCCGAGUUUCAUCACUGUUCAGUCAUCCUAAUCUGCUUCCACUUCUUGAUCAUGCCAUUAUUUCCGUUAAGCCUACACAAGAAGCAUCUUGGAACCAUGAAGCAUACUUGUUAUUUCCAGUUCAUCUGGACGGAACAUUAUUGGACAAUGCCAAGACUAUGAAGACCAAAAAGGAGUUCUUUUCGACCUCAGAUGUUCUUCAAAUAUUUCGGCAGAUUUGUGCAGGACUCAAGCAUAUGCACAGUUUUGAUCCCCCAUAUGCGCAUAAUGAUAUCAAACCUGGAAACGUUCUGAUAACUCAUAGAAAGGGACAACCACCUCUUGCUAUAUUGAUGGAUUUUGGCAGUGCUCGACCCGCAAGGAGGCAAAUUCGCUCUCGUUCAGAGGCACUUCAGUUGCAGGAAUGGGCGUCUGAGCACUGUUCAGCACCAUUUCGAGCUCCAGAGUUGUGGGAUUGCCCAAGCCAUGCAGAUAUUGACGAAAGAACUGAUAUAUGGUCCUUAGGAUGCACUUUGUAUGCAAUACUGUAUGGAGUAUCUCCAUUUGAAUAUGCACUUGGAGAAUCUGGAGGAAGCCUACAAUUGGCAAUAGUCAAUGUGCAGAUAAAGUGGCCAGCUGGUCCUAAGCCUCCAUAUCCAGAUGCUCUUCACCAGUUUAUUACAUGGAUGCUUCAGCCGCAGGCUGCAGUCCGUCCUCGCAUUGAUGAUAUCAUAAUACAUGUGGACAAGUUGAUCUCCAAGUUCUCUCAGUGAGAUAAUAUAGAAGGAAAGAAAGUAUGAAAUGAACUUUCUUUGCUCAUUUCAGCAAAGCUUCUAAAAGUCAGCCAUCAUGCCUCUUCUUUUCUACUUCAGAGUCAAUAGGGCAAUUGAAUUGAUAGCAGUUCCCUCUCCAGUAUUACACAUUACAUUACAUUUUGCAGUAGGUUUGGCAGUUUGUGCAUUGGUUGAAUGUUGAUGUACUCUUCUGUCUCAACUAUUUAAUUUUGAAUUUGUAAUUUGUGAAACUGUGCUUCUCGCCUGGAGUGAAUUCUUUUGAAUAGUUAAAAUACAAUAAUUGCGAUUCAUUAAAA
This is a messenger RNA of Prunus mume (Japanese apricot), 1704 nucleotides long. RefSeq names its product serine/threonine protein kinase 3 (gene PK3). The record is from RefSeq and is a predicted model, not a curated record. Gene Ontology annotation, biological process: protein phosphorylation. Gene Ontology annotation, molecular function: protein serine/threonine kinase activity; ATP binding. Gene Ontology annotation, cellular component: cytoplasm. NCBI's taxonomy places the organism in Eukaryota, Viridiplantae, Streptophyta, Magnoliopsida, Rosales, Rosaceae.